AAAUGUGCAAUAGCAAGCAUGGCACGUUGAUCAAGAAAAUAACUGGAAAUUUUGAGUCAGACGAUGAUGGUGAUGAAUGCAAGUUUGAUAUAAUUGCUGAAGAGAAAACCAGUGAAGAAGUACUUGAAGAUAAAGUCAACUUUGAUGAUGAAAACCAAUUAGAUGUAAACAUAAAGAAAGAAACACAAGAUACAAACAAAAUAUUAUCAAAUGAGAAUGAUCCAGUACAAGAAAUUGUACUAAGAAAUGAAAAGAAAAUCACAGUUGCGAGAAAGAGAAAGAAAUCAGAGACCUUGAUAAAGAAAAUUGAACCUUCAUACAAGGUUACAGAGGAUUUGAAGUGCAGAGUUUGCUCGGAAGUGCUGCCGAAUGUCCGAGUCUUCCACACACACAUGAACAGACAUUUCCCCAAUCAUAUUUGUGAAACAUGCGGUAAAGGUUUCCUCACUGAAAAACGGCUCAAGCGUCACGCGCCGUCGCACGACAAGGGCCCCUUCGAGUGCGCCGACUGUGGCGCCAUCUUCACCAACUACAACACCUGCAACUCACACAGACAACGCAAGCACGCGUCCGUGGGCCUGUACAAGUGCCCGCGCUGCGGCGAGCGCUUCCGCACGUUCACGCGCCGCGCGCGCCACCUGGCGGCCGCGCACGGAACUAGCACCAAGUACCAGUGCCAGCUGUGUCCGCAGAGCUUCCUUGUUAGCGGCAACCUGAGCUCGCACGUGCGCAACACGCACCGCAAGGAGCGGCGGCACGCGUGCGCGCGCUGCCCCGCCGCCUUCUUCCACAAGCACGAGUUGAGGGCGCACGGGGCGUCCCACUCCGGGGAGUGUGAUUAUCACUGCGAUAUUUGCGGGAAGAGUUACCCGAGAAAAAACGCGUUAGAAGUGCACAAACGCACGCACACUGGCGACAAACCGUACGGCUGUGACGCCUGCGGCAGGCGGUUCACGCAAAAAUGCACUCUCACUAAACACAUCAAGACUCACAUUCGAGAGCCAGGGGCGCCGGAGAAAUCCUCGGAAGAAGAGAUGUUGCCAACGUUGGUUGUUGGCGCUGAUUCGUUGAGCUUUGUGCUUGCGUGACUGAAAUACAUUGUUGAAU
This is a messenger RNA of Plutella xylostella (diamondback moth), 1107 nucleotides long. NCBI's taxonomy places the organism in Eukaryota, Metazoa, Arthropoda, Insecta, Lepidoptera, Plutellidae. The record is from RefSeq and is a predicted model, not a curated record.